AUGUCUUCCGAGAACAUCACUGACAUUGGGUUUCUCUCUGGCGGCUAUGAGCGCUUGCGCGCUGCUGUUGAUCGUCUUACAAAGCAGGACGGCGCCGACAAUGCCGUCCCUACACUGCCGUCGUCAGCACGGGUUCAGGCAGCACUUGCGGCCAUACCCAGGCCAGGCCAGUCUGAUUACCUCCAGCCACGCGGCGCCCGCGUGGCCCAUGACCACAUCCUCGACACCAUCAUCCCUGCGCUCAAUGGCCAAAACUUAAGCGGUCGUUAUUAUGGAUUUGUCACUGGCAGCGUGCUCCCCAUAGCCGAGGCCGCCGACAACAUCGUCACCGCGUUGGACCAGAAUCUACAUGCGCAUCUACCGGCGCAGACAGUUAGUACGGCUGUUGAGGCAGCCGCGCUGCAGAUGCUUGCGAACGUUUUCGGACUGGACGAUGGCGACUGGACAGGUCGUAUAUUCACCACCGGCGCAACGGCAAGCAACGUGCUCGGACUGGCCAUGGGCCGAGAGGCAGUUAUAAACACAAGACUGCGACAGCGGCGUAGGUUGUCUGGAAAGGGUGUUGACAGUUCCACGGCCUCACCCGUUUCCGUGGCCGACCUGGGCCUCCUCAAGGCGUGCCAAGAGGCAGGCGUGUCCGACAUCCGCAUCCUCACAAGCUUGGGUCACAGUUCGUUAUAUAAAGCCGCGAGCAUCGUUGGGCUGGGCCGUGCCGCCAUUAUAGACUUGCCGUACAGUGAGGCUGAACCGUGGCGUCUCAAUAUUUCUGCUGUCGAGCAGACACUCGCAGACGCGUCCCAAUCCGCGGGUGGUGAAAGGCAAACCGACUCCUCUGUGGCAUACAUCAUCAGCAUUAGUGCCGGUGAGAUUAACACUGGUCGGUUUGCAACGACAGGGCUGGAGGAUAUGCAACGACUACGGGCACUUGCCGACAAAUACGGCGCAUGGAUUCAUGUUGACGCGGCCUUUGGAUUGUUUACAAGAGCUUUGCCCUCUACACUUGAGUUUGCUCGCAUUAGACAAUACACGGAUGGCCUGGAGCUGGCUGACAGUAUCACGUCGGAUGGCCACAAGCUCUUGAACGUUAACACCAACGCCUCUUAUCUGACCGGAGGAGCGAUCGGUCAGCUACCCGACCGCGACGGUCCAUUUGUUCCCAGCCCAAUGAACAUGGGUAUUGAAAAUUCUCGCCGUUUCCGUGCGUUACCUGUUUAUGCCGUUUUGCUCAGUGAGGGUCGAGAGGGGCUCGCUGCGAUGCUGGCCCGCAUGGUGCGUUCGGCCCGUGGCGUUCGGCAGAUAUUGCAUAGGUUGCCAGAGUAUGAGGUAUUUGGAGAUGAGGAUGCAUCACGCAAGGAUGGCGAUCUAGUUGACGACACACACAUAGGUGUGCUGUUUUGGGCCAAAGACGAAUCCCUGAACGCUAAUCUGGCCGAGCGCAUCAACGCUUCCCGUCAAAUGUACGUCAGCCCAACGGCAUGGCGCGGCCGGCCAGCCUGCCGUAUCGCCGUGAGCAGCUGGCGGGUGGCCGAGGGAGACCUGCAAGUUGUCGAAGUAGUUUUGAGGAAAGCAGUCGCGAUAGGAGAUUCGUAA
Sporothrix brasiliensis 5110 is the source of this 1590-nucleotide messenger RNA. RefSeq names its product tyrosine decarboxylase. Bases 1 to 1590 code for a protein of 529 amino acids. Gene Ontology annotation, molecular function: carbon-carbon lyase activity; pyridoxal phosphate binding. Gene Ontology annotation, biological process: carboxylic acid metabolic process. The record is from RefSeq and is a predicted model, not a curated record. The transcript is spliced from 3 exons. NCBI's taxonomy places the organism in Eukaryota, Fungi, Ascomycota, Sordariomycetes, Ophiostomatales, Ophiostomataceae.